Molecule: messenger RNA, 765 nt
Organism: Rosa rugosa (rugosa rose)
Lineage: Eukaryota; Viridiplantae; Streptophyta; Magnoliopsida; Rosales; Rosaceae
Exons: 2
Coding region: 1-765 (254 amino acids)
Source: RefSeq, a predicted model, not a curated record
AUGCAAGGUACUGAGGAGCUUAGGGUUUGUGACCUAAUAGACUCAGAAGCGGGGGAAUGGAAUGUGUGGCUACUCCAUGAGUUGUUGAUGGACAGUGAGGUCAUGCAUAUUGUGAGAAUUCCUCUUAGUUUGAAUGGUGGUGACGAUCGUCUCAUAUGGCACUUUGACAAGAAGAGUCAACAUAAUGUCAAAAAUGGAUAUCAUGUGGCACGACUAACGGAGCAGUUGGGUCGAAGGGCGUCAACGUCUGAGUCACAUGUUGAAGGGGAGUUCAUAUUCAAGAAGCUUUGGAAGAUCAAUGUUCCUCCAAAAGUGAAACUACAAACAUGGUGUCUGGUUAAGGGGAUCCUACCUACUAGAGUUGCCCUAGCAAAGAGGGUACAGCUCUCGGAUGUUAUGUGUCCAUUUUGCUCAGUGGCAGGAGAAGAUGGGAGGUAUGUGUUUAAAGAGUGUGAUGUGGUGAAUGUGUUGUGGAGAACAGGGACUCUCAAGCUAAAACCUGCCGAACAUUCAAUGCAGUUAGUGGUGGAGUGGAUAUGUGCAAUGUUUCGAAGUCUACCAGGUGACAGUUUUAAUCCAGUGGGUAUGCAUGACUGGGUGGUUAAUUAUUUGGAGGAUUUUAAGAAGCACCAUGUGCGUAGCAGAAACAAGGAGAGGAGGCCAAUUGCUAAGUGGUUGUUCCCCCCACGAGGUAGACUCAAAGUGAACGUGGACGGUGGUUUCCGAGUGGAACAUGGAUGUGGUGGGAUCGGUGUUGUUGUCUGA